CGGAAAUACUACUUAUAAACAAACGAACGCAUGUGAUACACAACCUAAAAGGGGCUGCAGACUGCAUAAUGAACUGCUUCGGGAUAUCAGAUUUACUCCUUACAGGAAUACUUAUGAUUAUUUCUGGUUGCAAAGGAUUCCAGUACCCAGAUUCAGCACCAUGCAUAAUAGUAAAUAUGGACGCUAAAACUCAACUGACUCAACAUGGAUCUGAGCCGUUAGAAGUAACAUCAUCUUUAAACAGUGCCAAAGUAGAUAAAGGAUUUUGUCGUCCCAACGGCUCAUCGUCAAGUAUAAUUUUACAAACCACAUCUCCUUUACCGGCGAGGAUUACAUUGUUAUUUAGCAAAGACGACCAAUCUGUUGUUUUUAUGGACAUAACAGCAACUUUUGAUCCCGAUGUUAUUUUUAAUAAUACAGAUGAUGGUAACCAAGUUUUAGCAGACAUUGGAAACACUCGCCUGUCAAAGGAUACAUCUUCAUAUAAAUGCGAUGAACAACAAACUAUUUCAUUCAAUAAAAAGAAUUCAUCAAUGUUUGAGUACCAGUUUAAGAUGACUAUCACUAAUGUUGUAAUUCAAGCUUUUAACAUAGUUAAUGGUACACUAUCAAAAGCUGAAGAAUGUGCUGCGGACGAAACAACUGUUGCACCAACAAGUACUGAAACAAUUGAAACAACACAACCAGAUGUCACCAAUACCGGAAGUACUACAAAGAUGGCCACAACGGACGAAACGACGGUUCCUGCAACAACAAGCUUCAUUUCAACACCAACAGGAAGUACUCCUGAAGGAACUACCAGCAAUCCUAUCACACCAAGACCUGAUGACCCACCUAUACAAUCUUAUUUUGCACAAGGAGAGAACGGCACUUGUGUACUCAUACAGUGUGGAAUACAGUUCGAAAUUAAUUACAAUACAACUGAACAAAAAAAAGCAUCAAGGGUAAUUGGAGUUCCAGAGAGAGUAAACUUUGAUGGAGGAUGUAAUCAACCGAACAACACGCAAAGUCUUCAAAUACAAUUCUAUGACAACUGGGAUCUCCGACUUACAUUUUCUCGAUUCGAUGACCAAGGACGAAUAAAGUUCUAUUUGUCUGACAUAGAUUUAACGGCUAAUUUGAGCAAAGAACUUUUCCCGGAUAUCGAUAUUCCAAUUUUCAGACAAAACAUAAAAACAACUUUUGCAACAGAUACAAUCACAGCUUCGACAGAAGGCAGUUACAGAUGUACAAAAGAAGCAGCAUUUCUAUUAAAAGAUGGAACUGUUAUGAGUACCUUUAACUUGCAAUAUGCAGCCUUCCAGAAGAAUAUAACUGACUUCUCAGGAUCAGGUAUAUCGGAAUGUUCUUCGGAUGUUGAAACAAGUUCCGUUAUUCCCAUUGCUGUUGGUUCAGCACUUGGUGGACUGAUAGUCAUCGUUCUGGUAGCUUAUGCUAUUGGUAGAAGAUGCAAAGAAAAGGGCGACUACGACACAAUAUAAGAAGGGAACAUAAUAGUAAAAUCAUACAUAUCUCAGGCAUUGAUAUAUUAAGCAGAAAUCCAUGUGCAAAACAUAUGAAUGUAAAUAUUGAUAGUACAAUCUUAGGUGCGCAACAUUUGAACCAGAAACAAGGAUAAUAGAAUUACAUCGAUGUAACAUAUAUUGUCAUACAUAAAUAUUAAUCUAUAUUAAUUUUUGUAGUAAACUGAUGGCAUUAAAAUCAAAUUUUAUGUGCA
Messenger RNA from Mytilus trossulus (common blue mussel), 1717 nucleotides. Its product is annotated as lysosome-associated membrane glycoprotein 1-like. The record is from RefSeq and is a predicted model, not a curated record. NCBI's taxonomy places the organism in Eukaryota, Metazoa, Mollusca, Bivalvia, Mytilida, Mytilidae. Gene Ontology annotation, biological process: establishment of protein localization to organelle. The transcript is spliced from 9 exons. Gene Ontology annotation, cellular component: plasma membrane; late endosome membrane; lysosomal membrane. The coding region runs from base 69 to 1481 and encodes 470 amino acids.